This is a messenger RNA of Phytophthora sojae, 504 nucleotides long. RefSeq lists its product as hypothetical. NCBI's taxonomy places the organism in Eukaryota, Oomycota, Peronosporomycetes, Peronosporales, Peronosporaceae. The coding region runs from base 1 to 504 and encodes 167 amino acids. The record is from RefSeq and is a predicted model, not a curated record. The transcript has 5 exons.
AUGAUGGAGCCUGCAGACGAACUUCUUCUGAGCGAAGCUACCCCGCUCUCGCAUGUCGUUGAGAAGGAUCCUCGAUGCAUCAACCACCCAGAGCGUCGAAUGUUCACUGUCAUUGUUGCCGCAGUGGCCAACCUCGUGUUCACAGUCCUACUUCUUUGUCCAGCCGACACGGACGCCUGGUAUCACGUCGACGCUUAUCAAUCUCCAAGAGGAUCCGAGAAUGUUGAGCGGGUGCUAGCGGUGCGCCCCAGUCUCAUAGUGCUCGCGGUGGUCGGCAACAGCUUCUUCGUCCUGGCAGCGUACCUCAAACUGGACGCGCUGCUGUCGGUGUACAUCUGUGCGGCCCUCGUGCUCGACGUCUGGUCGCUCGUGCUGCUGCUGCCCCACGCGCUCUUCCUCAUGCGCUUCCUGUUCGACGCGUUGCUCAUUGCUAUCGCGCUGGAAGUGCGGACUCACCUGGAGCACACGUGGUUCCUCACGAGCUUCCACCGCCUCCGCGCUUGA